This is a messenger RNA of Scleropages formosus (Asian bonytongue), 1778 nucleotides long. It is a transcript of the gene pitpnc1b, whose product is annotated as phosphatidylinositol transfer protein cytoplasmic 1b. The record is from RefSeq and is a predicted model, not a curated record. Gene Ontology annotation, molecular function: phosphatidylinositol transfer activity; phosphatidylinositol binding. The coding region runs from base 548 to 1462 and encodes 304 amino acids. Gene Ontology annotation, biological process: phospholipid transport. The transcript has 10 exons. NCBI's taxonomy places the organism in Eukaryota, Metazoa, Chordata, Actinopteri, Osteoglossiformes, Osteoglossidae. Gene Ontology annotation, cellular component: cytoplasm.
GUGGGUGGGAGGUGACGGAGGAGGGGGAAGGGAAGGGAAGGGAAGCGAGAUAAGAAAGGAGCAGUGGAAUUUGCAAGAAGCUAAAAUUACAGGAGCGGCGCAAACAGCGAACGGAGGAGCAGUCCCCACAAAAGGCUAUAGAUGAAUGAAGCAGAGAAAUCGAAAGAAGCAGCGAGUUUCAAAAUUACUACUGGUGCCGCAAUUAAGUUGUACGUCAAGCAAAGCAAACAAGAGCAAAGGCGGGAAGCGAGGAGACGCGGUGACGGCGGGCCAGGGAAAUGAUGACAGCUGAGCGCUGACCGAGGGGGUGAAGGACUUAAUGAGAGCGGAAAGGAGAAUUGAGACGACUCGAAGGCACGGAGACCGGACUUAACGGUGCUUUCGGAGGAGCUCGGGGUGGGCGCAAAGAGCCUUGGAGAAAGUGACAGUGUGACACAACGCCGCUGCUCACAGUUACCAUGUGUUUCUCUUAAAAUGAGGGGUGGAAGACGGCACUAGGGGAGGAAAAUAAAUCGGACGUCGCCGGCCUCGGGCUCAUCAUCUAACCAUGUUGAUGAAGGAAUACAGGAUAUGCAUGCCGCUGACUGUGGAAGAGUACAGAAUCGGGCAGCUGUACAUGAUCAGCCGCCACAGCAGCGAGCAGAGCCACGGAGGGGAAGGUGUGGAGGUGAUAUGCAACGAGCCUCAGACCCACCCGCAACAUGGCCUCGGGCAGUUUACCGAGAAGCGCAUACACCUCAGCAGCAAACUUCCAUCCUGGAUAAAGAUGUUCGUCCCCCGAAUCUUUUACAUCACGGAGAAGGCCUGGAAUUUCUAUCCUUACACGAUAACCGAGUUCACAUGCUCCUUUUUUCCCAAGUUCCACAUCCGGAUUGAGACGAGGUUUGAGAAUAACAAUGGGAACAAUGACAACGCUUUUGAAGACAUCCCCACCCCCAAAGAAAGCGUGAUCCACUUGGAUAUUUUGAGCGACAAAAUCCCUGAAAAGCAUUAUGAACAAAAAGAGGAUCUGAGCAGCUGGAGGUCGGCGAAGACAGGCCGAGGCCCUCUGCGCGCCGGCUGGCGCAAUGAAAGCCUCCCCGUGAUGUGCUCCUACAAGAGGGUCGAAUGCAGCUUUGAAGUGUACGGACUUCAAGGGAAGACAGAGGAGUUCAUACACAAGAAUAUUCGCGAUAUCCUGCUUGUUGGGCACCGGCAGGCUGUGGCGUGGACUGAUGAAUGGCAUGGUAUGACUUUGGAGGAUGUGAGACGGUUUGAAAAGGAGCUGCAGGAGCAAACCAACAACAAGCUGAAAUCCGCACCUGGCAGAGGCGAAGUGUCAAACUCCGCUCCUCGCAUCUCUCGCUCCGUGUCUGUCGCGGACGAGCUGUCCUUAAAGAAGAUGGGCGUGGUGGAUGAAGUGACAACAGACUCGUCUCGUCGGCCUCAAAGCCCCAUGCGGGUGAACUCCACCCCUAAGUGACGUCCUUCGGAGCGGUGCAAUCCCGGUUGUAAAUGUGUGCCCUUCCUGCCGGUGUGCCUGACAUUUAGAAACAUGCACAAAAAUCUGACCAAUGUGGAAAGGCUUUGUCUGUUUUUAACAAGUAGUGUCAAAAGUGGCAUUUGUCAACAAAACACUAUAAGCAGGAUUCUCUUAUGCAUUAAUAAAUAAGCUAAUUAUACAGAAAAACAUGCAAUACAAUACAAACAUCAGUGCUACUCAUAUAGUUUCAGGGAUUUACAGGAAAUAUGUGUGUGUGUGUGUGUUUAUAUUUGCAAAUGUACAUGCAAAUACAUAC